This is a messenger RNA of Symbiodinium natans, 454 nucleotides long. NCBI's taxonomy places the organism in Eukaryota, Dinophyceae, Suessiales, Symbiodiniaceae. The record is from the annotation of a GenBank genome assembly.
CUGUUUGGUUCUGAAGUUCUGAGUCGGAGGGAAAGUAUGGUGGGCUAUCCCCCGUUCAUGGAGGCGCUAGCCGAGCUGGCGCAGGACGCCAUGCAGUUUGUGUUUGGGACUGAGGGUGAGACCUGCGCAGCGACAUCGCCCUCAGCGCUGGAGUCUCGCUUGGCACUGCCAAGUCAUCCGGUGAGCUCAGGUGCAACUAGAGGCUCCCGUCGGCGUUCAUCGCGCUCAUCACGGCGUUCAUCGCGCUCAUCACGCAUCAGAAACCUGGAGGUGCAGGUGGCGCGUUUGGAAGCCGAAAAGGCUGAGUUCAUGUCUUUCUUUGAGACCUUCACAGAGAAGGCAUUGCGUGAGCAGCAGGACCUGAAGUUUGAAGUACAAGUGCUGUCUGCGCGUGCGGACCUCAUUACGCAGAAUAUGGCCGUGCUGGAGGCGUUUCUGGCUGGACCACUGGCAG